Messenger RNA from Scleropages formosus (Asian bonytongue), 1883 nucleotides. Its product is annotated as muscarinic acetylcholine receptor M3-like. NCBI's taxonomy places the organism in Eukaryota, Metazoa, Chordata, Actinopteri, Osteoglossiformes, Osteoglossidae. Gene Ontology annotation, cellular component: dendrite; plasma membrane; synapse. Gene Ontology annotation, molecular function: G protein-coupled serotonin receptor activity; G protein-coupled acetylcholine receptor activity. The coding region runs from base 1 to 1749 and encodes 582 amino acids. Gene Ontology annotation, biological process: G protein-coupled receptor signaling pathway, coupled to cyclic nucleotide second messenger; saliva secretion; positive regulation of smooth muscle contraction. The transcript has a single exon. The record is from RefSeq and is a predicted model, not a curated record.
AUGAAUGUAAGUUACAACAGCACAAAUGGUAGCCUUCAUCGGAACUACGAUGGGCCAGAAACUGAAGGCUCUCUGGUCACAUGCAUCAUUCCAGGAUUGCAGCAGAGUGGCCUGGACAACAACUCUUUCCUCAACAAGAACAUCAGUGUGACACACUUGUACAAUGGCACUGUCACACCCACUGUGCUGUACGAUCCUCUGGGGGGACAUAAUAUCUGGCAGGUAGUUCUCAUUGUCUUCUUCACUGGCCUCUUGUCCUUGGUCACCAUCAUCGGGAACAUCCUGGUACUGGUGUCUUUCAAGGUGAACAAGCAGCUGAAGACUGUGAACAACUAUUUCCUGCUCAGUCUUGCGUUUGCCGAUCUGAUCAUCGGUGUCAGUUCGAUGAAUCUCUACACAACCUACAUAAUAAUGGACCAGUGGGCUUUGGGAAACUGGGCCUGCGACCUGUGGCUUGCCAUCGACUAUGUAGCUAGCAAUGCCUCCGUCAUGAACCUGUUGGUUAUCAGCUUCGAUAGGUACUUCUCGAUCACCAGACCACUAACAUACAGAGCUAAAAGAACAACUAAGAGAGCUGGGAUUAUGAUAGGUCUGGCAUGGCUCAUAUCCUUUGUGCUCUGGGCUCCUGCCAUUUUGUUCUGGCAGUACUUUGUGGGUGAGCGCACUGUGCCUCCUGAUAAGUGCUACAUACAGUUCUUAACGGAGCCCAUCAUCACCUUCUGCACGGCCAUCGCUGCCUUCUACCUGCCCGUCACCAUCAUGACUGUGCUUUACUGGAGGAUCUACAAGGAAACCGAGAAUCGCUCCAGGGAGCUGGCAGGCCUACAGGCGUCAGGCAGCAGGGCAGAGAGGGCCCGUUUCAUCCGCCAGUCUGGGAGCUCUCGAAGUUGUGGGAGCUUUGAGACAAACCAGCCGGCUCCUGGAAAGAGGGCAGGAAGGGGAGGAGAAAGCCGCUUUCGCUUCUGGUCAGUCAUCAAGUCUUGGGGACAAGGCUGUGAGGGAGAACCCGAGCACAGCAUCAGUGACAGCUGGAAUAACAAUGAGGCUGGUGCCUCCGUUGAGCAUUCAGGCUCGUCCGAUGAAGAUGAGCUGCCCGAGAGCCGUGCCAUCUUCUCCAUUGUCCUCGGGCUUCCCGGCUUGCAGGCAGCCGCUGCCUCCCAGCUUGUCUCUGUUGAAGGCCUGGAGCAGGAUAGCGGGGAGGACACGGGGUCGCUGGGGGGUACGAGCAAGGCAGAGAACCACAGCUACCACCAGUGCUUCUCCAAGAUGCCCACACUGUCCAUGUCAGCUCUGGGGAGUGCCAGCAGAGGCGCCAUAGCCACCAAGUCCCCAUCAGCACCCAUAUCACUCAAAGAUGCCGCCCUGGCCAAGCGCUUUGCCACCAAGGCAAGGAAUCAGAUGACCAAGCGCAAGAGGAUGUCACUUGUCAAGGAGAAGAAGGCAGCGCAAACCCUGAGUGCCAUCCUGUUUGCCUUCAUAAUCACAUGGACGCCCUACAACAUCAUGGUGCUUGUGAACACGUUCUGUAACGACUGCAUUCCCCAGACACUGUGGGCCCUGGGCUACUGGCUCUGCUACGUGAACAGCACAGUGAACCCCAUGUGCUAUGCCCUGUGCAACAAGACCUUCCGUAACACCUUCAAAAUGAUCCUGCUCUGCCAGUGGGACAAGAGGAGUCGGAGCAGACAGCACUUUCAACAGAGGCAGGCUGUGGUUUUCCACCGAAGGAUAACCAGAGACAAUUUAUAACAUGCCUGUUUCACAUUAAGGUCAUGUAUCCUUGCAGUCAUCGCCGACCUCUCAUCAUGUGCCAGAGGUAGCUGUUGUUGGGUAAAGUCCGGAUCUCAGACUGUUGUUGUGUUGCGUUGCCUUUUAACUCAGUG